CACACACACACACACGCACACACAGAUCCAGUGGCUGCUCUGUAUCUCUCACACUCACCCACUCUCAUCAUUUUCUCUCUCUCUCUGUCUCGCUCCCUCUGUCUCUCACUCCAUUCCUCUGGGCUCUGCGUCCUUCUUGCUUCUUCUCACAAGUCAGACUGUGUUUGUAAGUACGUGGUGAAUGUCUCCCUGUGUAUGCUUGGGUUUCCUUAGGUCUUUAUGUAUGUGUGAGUGACUGGUUGCCUACUUUAGUGUGACUGAGCAGAGCAGCAAGGAGGAUCAAGUGUAUGUUGGUCUCUGUCUCACCCUCACACACUCACCGGUUCUCUUGCAACUCUUCUCGGGAUCUCUGGAUCCCUUUCCUCGGUGACAGGCUCCCCACACCAAGCAGUCAACAUUUCCGCCCCCGGGAGACCCACGCUGGCAGCGCAGCCCCUUCCCCGACUCAGCAUCGGGAGGAAGACCCUGGUGGCGGCUGCCGUUGGGGUUAUGCUGGUCCUGGUGCUGGUGGUCCUCAUUCCUGUGCUCGUCAGCUCUGUGGGUACAGAUGCCAGCCACUAUGAGAUGCUGGGCACCUGCCGUAUGGUCUGCGACCCCUACCUGAACAAGGGAACUCCAGCCAGCAGCACCAGCUCCACUGGUCUCCAGGCUGAAGCAGAAGCACUGAGUGACCACAGCAAAGUUUAUCCACCCUCCACCUUACUGCAGGGCCCACAGGGGAAGCCUGGCAGGCCAGGCAAGCCCGGACCACCCGGACCGCCGGGAGAACCGGGGCCACCAGGACCAGCGGGGCCUCCUGGUGACAGAGGUGAUCAAGGAAGGACUGGGAUUUUGGGUCUGGGAGGAAACGGAGCUAUAAGCACGGCCACCUACAGUACGGUGCCCCGGGUGGCCUUCUAUGCAGGGCUUAAGAACCCCCACGAAGGCUACGAGAUCCUCAAGUUUGACGACGUGGUUACUAACCUAGGCAACAACUAUGAUGGUAUUUCGGGCAAGUUCAUCUGCAGCAUCCCGGGCACAUACUUCUUCAUCUACCAUGUGCUGAUGAGAGGAGGGGACGGCACCAGCAUGUGGGCAGACCUCUGCAAAAAUGGCCAGGUUCGUGCCAGCGCCAUUGCCCAAGACGCUGACCAGAACUAUGACUAUGCCUCUAACAGCGUCAUCCUCCAUCUGGAUGCAGGGGACGAGGUUUACAUCAAACUGGAUGGAGGCAAAGCCCAUGGAGGAAACAACAACAAGUACAGCACCUUCUCUGGCUUCAUCCUCUACGCAGACUGAGAACAGACAGACACAGAGACAGUGAGACAGGAAGAGAGAGAGUUGUACGACAGGUGGGGGGUGGGGGUGGGUGGAUGCUGUGUGUGUUAAAAGCCGGAAUGCUUUCUAGUUUUCCUAAAUCUCUCCAUCAUCACGGACACCUCUGCUUCAUAUCCAUCAGCCAAGACAUCCAGGCUCUGUAGCCAAGCCUGGAUGCAAAGCUCCUGAGGACACACUGAGAGGGGCCAGGUGGGAGGCAUGGGAGGAGUGGGACGUGGGGUGGAGGUGGGCUGGUUUUUCUGCAUUCCUCGCCACAAUGUCGACGUGUCAGAAGCUCCUCGCUUUCAGUGUCUCUCCUCUUCAGCCCUGCUCCACUGCACAGAAAAAUCAACAACAAAAAUGAAAACCCUGCAAAAGUGGAUGAUCUCAUCUCUUCUCUCCACAAUGGAAACAGUCAGCUGUACUGUCAGUGGACUCGAUUGACUGAAACUCGUAGUGUUGUUCAGUGCAAUUUUCCUUAGGUUGUGUUUUAUUUUGUAGACAUGCAUAAUAUUCUACACAAAUGAGAUUUUAAAAAAUAAUAAUAUAUUUGUCCCUUGUGAAGAUAUCCUGUUUGACUGAGAGAAUGGAUUUGUGAGAUGUUAUUUGUGAUGCGGCUCAGAGAUCUAACACCUGGAAAAGAAAUCUUUAAAUGAAGACUGUCAGUAUUUCAUGGCAGAGGGUGUUUCUCUUCAUUGCUGGGUGCAAUGUAACUAUAUAUUGUAUGUGAAGAAUAACAACACAUUCUGCACUGUACCUUCCAAUAUAUCUGAAAAAGGAAACAUCUCAUAUAGACGAUACCUUUUCCACAAACAACUUGACACUGUUUGCACACACACAAUGUCCUGCUGCUGUUCAGAUUUAAAGUAGAGUUCAAAUUGUCUCUUCGAUGUUCAAGUUUUAUGUAGAUGCUCUACUCUGCACAACUGGCCAUUUGAUAAAGCAGAAUCUUCAGAUUCAGAGGUAACCUAGUUGAAGAGUGCUCGUUCUUUCUUCUUCUUUGCUGUGCCGACCUCCGAACCUUCGCGUGGUUAAAAAGCGGCUUCUGAAGCGGAGGGAGACGGAGGGAAAGUCACAAAGAUGGAGAGAGAAAGAGUCAGAAGUGAGUGAAAUGCUGGGGAGGCGGAGGGGGCGUUCAGGCACAAUAACAGAGAGCGGGCAAAUUUUGUGUUUCAGUGUCUCUGAGCUUCACUGGAUGUCAUCCAUUCAUUAGCUGCAUAUUCACUGACAUACAGGCAUUAUGGUAAUAUUUACUCAACAUGGCGGCCUGACAGCUUGCUUGAGAAUGAAACUGAUUGGGUGAGCGACUUGGUCUAUGAUUACCGCAUAUUUGUGUGCGCGUUUGUACGUGUGAGUCUGUAUGUGUCUGUGCAUACCAGUGAGUGUCUGCAUUUUAGCAUGUGCCGUGCCAUAGCUACAUCGUUCUUUUUCAGAGUUAUUCAGUGCUACAGCCAAUGACAGAUAUUCUACUCAACAGCCAAUGAGAUUGUGCUGUGUAGGGUGGGGAGCCUCUAUAGAUAUGAUGAGAACAAACAGCUUGUAAAUGAAAUCUAUGACAUGUUUGUCUAUCUUAUCUUUUGGAAUUGUUGAAUACAUUUAAAUAAUAAAUGGGAUUUUUUUGAGUGACUUGUCUCACAAGAAUUCUUAUAUCCCACAUACGCUAAUUAAUGAAAAAUCUGUAAAGGAUCUCAUUUGUCUGAAAGAUCUGUAAAGGAUCUCAUUUGUUUUGUGAGACUGACUACAGUGCAAACAACAUGACUGAAAAUGUGUUUCUUGUUUCUUGUUUAAACUAAGAAUUUUAUCAGUGGCCUGUCAGUGCAUACAUAAAGGAUCCUAAGUCCCUCAUCUCUCUUCUUUUUCCAAAAAAUAAAGUAUAUUUAGGAUGAUGGGCAUCAAGGGAAAGAUGUCUGUGUUUAUUCUCCCCCGUCCCAUCCUAAACUGAUCCAGUGGAGCUUCUCUCCAUCUGUAAAUGUGCACUUAGAGAUAAAGACCCUCCAACUUUAGCAACCAGUGGAGUAAAAUGCAGUUCUUGAAUGCUGAUGAGUCCUUAAGGAAAUGCAGGCUAUUCCUCAAUCGGCAAUCAAAGCAUCUUUUCACAGAUUCUCAUCAACAGAGGCAUGAUAUACCCAAUGAGGAAUUGUGGACGGAGGAUGAAAGACAGGGGGAGGAAAGAUUGAGAGAGACAGAAGAGGAGAAGAAUCUGGGUUGACAAAGACAGAUGGAGACAUGAGAAAAAGAAUAGGCCACAGAGAGAAGUAAUGGGGAAGAGAUAGAUAGGGAGGGUGAGGAUAAAGAGAAAUAUAAGGAAGACAGACAGAAGGAGAGAGGGGCUGGAGCCGAUUUGGGGUGGAGAGGGAAGAGGGCUGGAUUGUUUUCAGGGUAGAGUGAUUCCCUGUCAGGGCUGUGUGAGGUGUCAGGAGAGAUUAGCCGGCGUGAAGCUGGAGGAGAAAGCUUGAGAUAGCUUGGAUUGGACAAGUGUCAAGGACUGGACAUUCCUCAGACUUGGCAGGAAUGGAAUGUGACACUGGGUGCUAUGUUCUACUUUGCUCUUAAGGGAGCCAGUCACCCCUCUCUGUAUCAUUUCAUCCAUUUCCCUCUAGCAUAUAACAAGCUGAUGCAAGCUGGUGGGAAUGAGAAUGAUUGAGUCUUAUGAUACUAAUAUCUCUAAAUGGUUUCCACAGUAAUUUUGAAGACAUUGCUACUAAAAACAGGAUCAUCCAUGAAAAGAAGCAUCUACCAGCUGCAUUUUAGUGUUUGACACCAGGUCAGAUUUUGUUUGAAAUGUUCUGGUUUACACAAACUGGCACAAAGUGGGAACAGGUUACUCUAAUGGAUUUGAAGUUGUCAGAGCUUCUUGCAAACACAGAAAAAGGAAAAUAGAUUUUUCAGUUUAUCUUCAUCUUUUGACAAAAAAACAAAAAACAUCCGCUUUGCAAAAGGGAGCAACUUGUCUCAUGGAGUGGGUCUUGCAUUGUCACAGCUUGGCUCUUAGAAUAAAGAAUAAUGCAGCAAUUUGGAUUUUUUUGUUGUUGCAACAAAUGAGUCAAUCAACUGAGUGUGUGCCUAUUUGAGAAUGUGC
This is a messenger RNA of Micropterus salmoides (largemouth bass), 4375 nucleotides long. RefSeq names its product C1q-related factor (gene c1ql1l2). The record is from RefSeq and is a predicted model, not a curated record. The transcript has 2 exons. Lineage: Eukaryota; Metazoa; Chordata; Actinopteri; Centrarchiformes; Centrarchidae. Bases 490 to 1278 code for a protein of 262 amino acids. Gene Ontology annotation, molecular function: protein binding.